Macrosteles quadrilineatus (aster leafhopper) is the source of this 6311-nucleotide messenger RNA. RefSeq names its product serine-rich adhesin for platelets-like. The record is from RefSeq and is a predicted model, not a curated record. The coding region runs from base 212 to 4429 and encodes 1405 amino acids. The transcript has 22 exons. Lineage: Eukaryota; Metazoa; Arthropoda; Insecta; Hemiptera; Cicadellidae. Gene Ontology annotation, cellular component: transcription regulator complex; histone deacetylase complex. Gene Ontology annotation, molecular function: transcription corepressor activity. Gene Ontology annotation, biological process: negative regulation of DNA-templated transcription; regulation of transcription by RNA polymerase II.
AGUGAGGUUGCCACUACAGACCAGCUACGCCUCCGCCAGUCCUCAUGCCGCGCUGUUCAUGUACUCCUCGUCAGGGGCUGAGGGGAGUGUGACGUUGUAGCUGAGGGAUACUAUAUAGUUAUUGUUGUUACAGGGGCUACAUGAUGUGCCGGGAGUGAGGUUGCCACUACAGACCAGCUACGCCUCCGCCAGUCCUCAUGCCGCGGUGUUCAUGUACUCCUCGUCAGGGGCCGAGGGGAGUGUGACGUUGCAGCUGAGGGAUGCUGACGACCUGGAUGACAAGAGCGGGCUGGGUGCGGUGCUAGCUCGUCUGCAUCAGGAGGACGCUACCCUCAGCAUCAGCUAUCAGGACACCGAGAUGCUGACGGAGGGCAGCAUAGACGUGCUGCUGGGCACCGGACCACUACACUCCUCUGGUAACGGAGCCAACUCGACGACGUUUGACCUGUUCGAGUCCGAGAGUGGACAAGAUCUCACCCUCUCGCCCCAGACAUUCACAAGCUCCACGGAGGCGUUCCUCAACGACAACUCCAACAGCUUGGGAGUUCCUGGGGCCGACACGGACACGGUGGGAAGUACUGAGGAUGCUAAGGGUACUCCGGACUCCAGCAAGCUAACUGUUAAGAAAGCCCGGCCUAAAGCGUCUUCGCCCAACCGUCAAGGCCCCCAGCAGUGUCAGGUUUGCGGAAAGGUGUUCGGGAACGCAUCUGCCUUAGCCAAGCACAAACUUACGCACAGCGACGAACGCAAGUACGUGUGCACCAUGUGUGGCAAAGCCUUCAAGAGACAGGACCAUCUGAACGGGCACAUGCUGACGCAUCGCAACAAAAAGCCUUACGAGUGCAAAGCAGAGGGCUGCGGCAAGUCAUACUGCGACGCUAGGAGUCUUCGGCGACACACGGAGAACCACCACAGCGGGAGCGGCUCUGUAGCGUCCAGCAGCACGUCGCCAGCGCCGGCGUCCCCUCUAGCAGCGUCGUGUAUACAGUACGCGCCACCGCCCUCAGCCAAGAACUCGCCCUCUCAGCUACAACGACUACUGGCCAGCGAGCCCGCGUCAUCGCCCACCACAACCAACACCAACACCAAGGGCUCGAGCUCGUCACAAUCCCCCAACAAUGACGGGCUGACGCGACAACAGCUAGAUCUGAUACACCAAAUCAUGCAGCAGACUCAGCAACAGGCAGCAGCACAGAAGCAGCAGAACAGUGCAUCUAGCAGCAGCAACAGCAGCAGUAGCAGUAGCAGCAGCAGCUCGUCUAGCAGCAAGACUUCCUCAGCGCCUGCCUCGUCCUCCUCGACGUCUGCCGCAGCCUCGUCCACCGUCCCUUCAGCCUCGUCCAAAACAAAGACGUGGACUGUUCAGACGAGUGCUUGUGCCACCAGUACCGCCAGCAAGGCUGUAGGACCCAACAAUUCAGUGACUCCGUCCACCCUCACCCCUACAUCCACCGCCUCCAGCACCGCCCCCACCGUCGCCAAGGCCGACCCCAAGCCUGUCGAGUGCAACCUCUGUCACCGCAAGUUCAAGAAUGUUCCAGCUCUCAAUGGUCAUAUGCGGUUACAUGGCGGCUACUUCAAAAAGGAGCCUAAACACCAUCACAGUAAUAACUCAAUUCCUCAAGAGACUAAACAUCAUCAGAUAACUAUUGCACUACAGCAGGAUGUUAAACACACGUACAACGCAGGCUCGGUUGCCGACAUUGACAUGUUGGCCACGGACGACAAUACUGAGGAAGAAGAGUCGGAUGCGAAAAAGUGUGAGAAAAAAGAAGCGAAUGGACCUCCGCUGCAGACAGCCAGUAUGAGUGUGAGGGCGCUCAUAGAGGAGAAGAUCAUUCAGAAGAGGAUCACUACAAGCCUCGGCGCCCACACCCAGACUAGCCUUACUUACUCCAUUCCUUCUGUUCCAAAUGCAAACGAUGCUCCCGAUAAGAGUUCUUCUAGGAGACACUCAGACUCGGAACAUUUUCUGCCUCCAAGAACGCCUUCAGCCCAGGACUCUUCCAGUCAUUCCACCAACCCUCAGGAUAAAACCAACUCCAAGACGGGUGUUAAAAGGGCAAGCUCAGAUCCUGGUUCACAUCAUAGCCAAAGCCCACAACUGCAACUGAACUUUCAGAAUGAUAGUUCGUACUCUCUUGGAGUUUACAGUGGUGAGGAUGGGACUGGUGGGUAUUUCUCUCCGUCACUGCAAGAGGAUGUGUUUCAGCAAGUUCAAUCAGUGCAAGACUCAAUGCUGCUUCACGGUGUUGAUCCAGCUCAACUUGCUGAAUCCAUCCAGGCUGCGGCACUUCAGGACAUUGCUUCAUUGGAGGACUACCAAGACAACUCUCAAGAUCAUCAGUUUCAACAUCACCAAGACCUACAGUCUGUGCUCAACUCUCCUCUCCCAGUGAGCCUGGCAGACUUUGCCUACUCGCACAACCAGAACGGCUCACACCAGUCUUCCGAGAGCACUUACGCACAGUCUCCUCUCCCUUCGCCCAGUUAUACGUACCCGACUCCCCCUGCCAGUCAGGAAGGACAAUCUCCAUCGUUUGGUCCUCUACAGUCUGUGAUCUCAGGUCCCGCUUCCUCACCAUCUCCUCUUUCGGCUGCCUUUUACACUUCGACAAUGUCCAGUUCUGCCGCAGUUGAAGCAGCUUUGAACGAAGUUCUUCCCAUUAGCACAAUACAACACGUCUACCCAUCACCUCCCCCUCAAUCCCCUCUCUCAGCUACUCCGGUGCCCUCCCCCCUGUCACUCCCUGCAUCGUCUUCUUCACCGAUACCUCAUCAUACGCUUCAAUCCCAAAUGAUGCCGAAUUCAGAUGAUCCUCUACUCUCUAGCAGCCCGAAAGACUUUGCAUCUAGGAAAAGAUUUGACUUUCAUACGUUUAAGCUGUUAAAUAAUGGAACGAUCGACUUAGGUACCAGUGGUGCCCAGGAUGUAACGGGAAUCGUUUUGGACAGAAACGGAGAGCUUAAGUUGAUUCAAACUUCAUGUAACUUCCAGCCGGUGAAAGCCACAACGUUGCUGAACGGUACAACUACAGUGUAUGUGAACACCAGGCCUAAAACUGAACCUGACUGUGGUGGAAAGGUGAUGAAGACGGUGGUUACGGGAAAGGGAAUUGUUCAAAAGCCACAUAUUCAUAGGACAAACAGUGCACGCUUACUAGAUCAUAUCAAAGAGGAAAUAAUAGACGAUGAUGUGUUUUUAAGUCCAACCAGUAUUCCUGCCAGCCCAGUGAGAAGCGGCAUCCCCCGCAAGAGGCCGAGACUAGAGACAUUGCAGCCUCAUCACUCUCACCAGUCACGACUCCGCAGUCAGCGCAUACACCACCCUGCGGCUCCCAUCCUACCUUACACACCCCCGCCUCUCCUGCCACCCACUCGUCCUGGCCAAGGUCUCUACUGGCAGGCUGUCACACCACACUCGUGGCCAAGUUCUACCACUCUCAAAGGGGAACUGCCAAUGUCAGAGGAUGGAAGAGAAGAUGUUGGGGAAAACGGUCCAGAGACUGACCUGUCGCCUCAUAUCAACAUCGGAUCACAGUUCCAGUGUUUGGUUCCUCCGUGGAGAGGAGACCCAGAGCGAACACAUCGGCCCAACACUCCUCCAAAAGAACACCUGCUCUGGGACCCUGGCAUCAGCAAACUCACCUCUGACACUGAAGUUGACAUGUACCUGGAGUUUGCCUGCUGUGCUGCUGUGCCCGGAGGUGGCCGCAACAAGGAGUACGCAUUACAUCUGCUCCAUCUCUGUCACGGCAACAUUCAUGAGGCCAUGUUGAAGCUGAUGCAACCCACCCCUUCUCUUCCAGUGGGGCAUCCCCUACUGGCUUUCCAGUACACUGACAGUGACCGCUGGAGUGCUGAAGAGAUGGACGCAUUCCACCAAGGCCUCAACAAGUUCGACAAGGACUUCACAUCAAUAUCUCAGGAGGUUGGCUCAAAGUCAGUGAAGCAAUGUAUUCAGUUCUAUUACUUGUGGAAAAAGAUUUGCCCAGAAGAUUACAAAAGACUUCGACUGGGAAGGCGGAGAAAUAAAGAUUCAGAUUUUGAAUAUGAGUUCUCAAAAUCCGACAUUCCUGCCAAUGAUGUUGAGCUGGUGUCUACAAGCUCAGAAAGCCGUUUAUUUGUAUGCGAGUAUCCAGACUGUUCAGCUAGUUUCAAUUCUCGAGCAGCUCUGAAUGGUCACAUCCGCAUCCAUGGCGGUGGUGUUUGCGGCCGAUCUCCCACUCCAGACAAGCGGCCCGGUAGUACCCCCACACACAGCGGUCACUCAGAUCCUGUAGAAGAGUUUCCUUGUAAAAUCUGUGGGAAGGUGUUCAACAAGGUGAAGAGCAGAAGUGCCCACAUGAAGUCACACAGACCUCCAGACGCAGAGCCCAAGAAGUCCAAGACAGAAGUGGAGUCUGCUGCAUCCCAGCGCCACCUGUAGAGACUGUACCUUCAGACCAAUACUGCAGCAAUAACUACCACCUACUCACACAACGUUUAGUUCAUCCCCGUAUACUAGCUGUUGUACUAAAAACUAUUUCUAUUGUGACAAAUUUUAAAGUGUAUUUUUAUAGGAGGAGAUAUUGUGUAAAGUAUAUAUUCGGAAAGCUGUUACCUCAUUCAUUAUACAGUAUGCAACCAGAUGUAUUUCAGAGAUUUUAUUGUAUUUCUCAUGCCUUGUAUUGAGAAACGGUUUAAUUUAUUUUUAAUACCACUGUUUUCCAGGCGUGUGAUUCUUUUGUAGCUCUAGUACUGAGUCGAAUAAAAUAAUUAUUAAUUCAGCCACCGGUCGAUCGACUUGAUAUUUCUGAGGUACAAUAAUACUUUAGCUGUAUAGCAUUUUAGCAUUUGCAAAUAAGCCCUUGAAAGAAACUUCCAUACCUUCCUUCCACACAGUUGCGGUAUCCAAGUGUGGACUUGUCACAUAUCAUAAUAGUGUGCCUGGAGUUCAGUCUACAACCACUAUUAUAACUUGUUUUAUUUCCUAGAAUAUAACUACAACACCCAUUGUACUGCUUGUUGAUCAUACUUGUACACAUACUUUUGUGAUGAAAAUCAGUAAUUUAUUGUAGCUUAAUCUGACGAGCUGUCUUCAUACUUAGGUACAAACCAUAUUAUCUUCCUUCACUGAAGUGACCUGGUAGCAGCAAGCACAUAUUUUUAUUAAAUUAGAAUACAUUUUAGCAUAUAAAACAAGCUUGGCUAUAAAAUAAUUAACAAUAAUCAGGCAUCCGUGUCAAGCUCCUGAAGUGAAAUAUAUCCUUUCAAAAUUGAACCACAUAAAAAAAAUUACUGACAUAGUUUUUGUUUUAGCUUUGAAUAAAAUUGUAUUUCUUGAACAUUAGCCUCAAAAUGAGAGCUUUAGCUAUUUUAGAACUUUUGAUUUAUAUUAAACGAAACACUGAUUUAUGUAAGAAAAUUACCAGCUUUUUCGACAAAUUUGUUUGUGUCCACACCAAGACAGUAGUUUUAAUUAGUUACACAGGUUAUGUAAUCAACAAUGCUUACUCAUUUAAAAAACAGAAUUUUUAUCACAAUCACAUACUCACUGGUUGUCAAGUCAAAGCCUUAGUAGGUGCUCUAACAUCUACUACAUCUUUACUCAGCAGGGAGAGUGAAAACAAUUAAUUUGUCUUCACAGCUAUAAAUCAAGUUUACACAGUGAUUGACAGUUUUGUUAAUUUUGCUAUUGAAAAUACCAACUCUUUUAUUAUUUUGGUCAAACUUUAUUAUCUCCCCCUGUACUGCUGCUACAAGUUUCACUUCAAUUUUCCAUCCUUCAUGAAAUAAGUCUCCUUCACAAUAGAAUCUUCUUGUGUAGAUUUAUUACUAUUUUUGAUUCAUUUUGUUUUCUUUAUUCAUAAUGUUUUAACUGGUUCCAUUUGAAGCUAUAAACGAUAAUAAGAAGAAUUAGCAAAAAAUCUAAAUGAUUCUCAAGUGUAUAAAAUCUGUACAGAUGUAUUUUAGCUUCUUAUAUUUUUCAAAUUAAUAAUAACGCAUAUUUGAAACUGACCUAAGAUUUUAUUGGAUUUAUUCCCUUUAUGAACAAUUAUUUGUGAUAAAUGUGCUGAUACCAAGGUUUUGCAAACUUUACACUGGGCUGACCAAAUAUUUUCUUUGCCUAUUGGUACCUUUCAUUCUGGUGUUUAAAAUCUAUAUUAUGAAUUAAUUAAAACUAAGUUUAAAAUACACUAAAAUGUACAUUAUUAGUACGGUAUGCUGAAGGCUCUAUAAAAUCUGCCCUUUAAAAUACCUUAAAUUUUAUCAACUUAUUAAUAUGAUAUUUGACUUUUAAUGGCAUAAUGUCAGUUUAUUAAUUCUGA